Messenger RNA from Talaromyces marneffei, 1431 nucleotides. RefSeq lists its product as uncharacterized. The transcript has 3 exons. Bases 1 to 1431 code for a protein of 476 amino acids. The record is from RefSeq and is a predicted model, not a curated record. Gene Ontology annotation, biological process: regulation of DNA-templated transcription. NCBI's taxonomy places the organism in Eukaryota, Fungi, Ascomycota, Eurotiomycetes, Eurotiales, Trichocomaceae. Gene Ontology annotation, molecular function: zinc ion binding; DNA-binding transcription factor activity, RNA polymerase II-specific.
AUGCCCGUUGGACAAGCAGACCGUCGACUGAGAAGACGGCGCUGUGUCUCUUGUCAGCGCGAGCAUGCAAAGUGCGACGGCGCCCGCCCAUGUUCAACAUGCCUCAAACGCGGCAUGAAAUGCACCUCAUCCAUGCAACCCGCCAAAUUCAACAUUAUCUCCUACCAACAUCCCUCCGUAAUCCACAACAGCAAGCUUGUCAUGCCCAUGAGCCAACCAUUACUAGAUACCAACACGAAAUACAUCCCCUUCUUCUUUGAUCUCGUGAGAUCAUCUGGUUCGCCAAUGAUACAGAUCUUCUCAUUUGCGUCUAUUGGGAAACUGCUGCAUACCAAUGAAUUGGUGCAAGACACCGUCAAUCUCGUGGGGAAAGCGUAUGUUUCGCAGGGGUCAUAUGAUACUACGUCCUGGGAACCGGCUUCGCAACGCAAAUAUGAUUCGCGCAAAUCACUGGCGAGGUUGAGAGUGAAUAUGCUCAAGUUACUCAGAUCCCCUGCAUCGACGGCGCAGGAUUCGACGGCUUCGUUGGUGGCGGCCUGCUUAUUGCAGUUUGUGGAGUUGUUGUUGUAUGAUAGUGGUAGCACUUGGGGGUCUUUGGUAUAUCAGGUUUUGUCGACGGUUUCUCCGAAAGAUAAACCCGGCUGUGAGGAUGGUGGGGACGACUUCUUUUCUUCUUUGAAUCGUCGACUGCGCCUGUUUCUGAGGACGAGUGGUGGGCUAUGGGCGAUUUGUUAUGAUCAUGAUUGCUUUUGGACGACAUCCGAACGAAACCCACCUGAGAAAUUACUUCCGGAGCCAGAUCUAUCAUUAAUUGAGCUGGACAACGUGGAUAGACGUUGGGAUGACCUGGCUGGGUGUCUAGAGGAUUGCGGGAAGUUGCUCUAUAAAUUAGUACUAUGGAUCAAAGACUCGCUAAAUGCCCCCGGGGAUGCUAUUGACAGCUCUGUACACAGACUGAAUGGCAUCGAACUCGUCGUUACAGCCACCCACAUCCAACAACGAAUCAUCUCCACAAUCGUCCUCUACUCAACCUCCUGCUCCGAAGAUCACUUCUGCCGCUUCUUACUGCCUUAUUACUACUGGCUCCUCGCCAGCCUAUCCCACAUCUUCACGCAUCUAUCAUGGCGCACUCUCGCCAUCCCACUACCAGUUAUGACCCAAUCUCUCGCCCGCCAACAGGCCGCACGAGCCUUUGAAUACGUCGAGAGUAACAUACACUCUUUCAAGCUGGAAGCUGUCGCCUACGCGCCGAUUCUGCACAUAAUUGCGCAUCAGUUCUCAGCGGAUAAUGUGGAACGGGAUAGAGUGCUGGCUGUCGUGGAAUCGAUUAGGUUGAGUGGGUAUUCGGUGGCGGGCGGCUUGGAGAAGGAGUUGCAAUUUCAUUGGGCGGAGAUGGAGACGAAGUUUUUCUGCUCAGAUCUGUACCUUUAG